This is a messenger RNA of Microtus oregoni (creeping vole), 1524 nucleotides long. Its product is annotated as diphosphoinositol polyphosphate phosphohydrolase 3-alpha-like. The record is from RefSeq and is a predicted model, not a curated record. The coding region runs from base 1 to 489 and encodes 162 amino acids. The transcript is spliced from 2 exons. Lineage: Eukaryota; Metazoa; Chordata; Mammalia; Rodentia; Cricetidae. Gene Ontology annotation, cellular component: nucleus; cytoplasm. Gene Ontology annotation, biological process: adenosine 5'-(hexahydrogen pentaphosphate) catabolic process; diadenosine pentaphosphate catabolic process; diphosphoinositol polyphosphate metabolic process. Gene Ontology annotation, molecular function: endopolyphosphatase activity; bis(5'-adenosyl)-pentaphosphatase activity; bis(5'-adenosyl)-hexaphosphatase activity.
AUGAAGUGCAAGCCGAACCAGACGCGGACCUACGACCCCGAGGGCUUCAAGAAGCGAGCCGCGUGCCUGUGCUUCCGCAGCGAGCGCGAGGACGAGGUGCUGCUGGUGAGCAGCAGCCGCUACCCCGACCGCUGGAUCGUGCCCGGCGGGGGCUUGGAGCCCGAGGAGGAGCCAGACGGCGCGGCGGUGCGCGAAGUGUACGAGGAAGCGGGAGUCAAGGGGAAGUUGGGCCGGCUGCUGGGAGUCUUCGAGCAGAACCAGGACCGCAAGCACCGGACCUACGUGCUCACCGUCACCGAGCUGCUGGAGGAUUGGGAAGACUCGGUCAGCAUUGGCAGGAAGCGAGAAUGGUUCAAGAUCGAAGAUGCCAUCAAGGUCCUCCAGUGCCACAAGCCCGUGCAUGCCGAGUACCUGGAGAAACUGAAGCUGGGCGGCUCCCCGACUAAUGGAAACUCGGCCGCCCCGUCCCAGCCAGAGAGCGAGCCCUAGUGAAUGGAAUAAAUGUUGUUCAGAUUUACUUUGAAAGAAUCAAGUAUGUGAACCCAGUGAUGAAUGGAAUUGUGAAGCACAGGUGAGCUCUUUGACAUCCCCAAGGACACAGCUCACCCUAUGCUUUCGGACACUUCUUUCCUGUUAUUAACACUGGCUAUUCUUCAGGUUGUUGCACUACCACUGUAUCUGUACAGAAUUCUAUUUGGCACCUGUGGCCUUUUUGUGCUUUUGUCUGUAUUUCCCCAUCAGAUAUGACCUUGAAUGCAAUGAACUUGCUUUCGUAGUCUUUUUAUAUCUAGCAUAGAGUACUUGAUUUAUGGUAGGCAUCACUGAAUAUUGUUUAAUAUUUUAUAAUGGUAGUAAAUGGUAAAACAUCCCUCUUCUAAUCUCUAGCAUCUAUGUGGCUUUUGUAUAUCAGGUGUCACAUAACUAUUUCAAGGCAGCUGUGAGAUAGUAGCAAAAAUUCUUAUGCAUAUGUCUGUGUUAUCCCAGACAUUAUGUACCUCCUACAUUUGCCAAAAUUUUGAACCUAAAUUUAUCUGUGCCUAUAGACCUAAUUUCUCCUCUAUGGAAAAUACAGGAGAUAGAGAAACAGUUUGCUGUAUAUCAAACAGAUGAGAUUCAUAGAAUCCUGACUUCAAGAAAGCACAGGACAAGAUGAUCCAGUUUUUCAAUAUGUAAGUCACAAGGAUGAAAGGAAAGGGUAGAGGUUGAACCUGUGAAUUGAAAAAGGCUUCAGAGAGUGAUCAAUACUUGCAUGUAUCUUAUUUGGAUCCUGAUUUGAUCAGACUAUAAGAUGAAUGAAUUUAUCAGAGAACUAGAAUAUUUUGAGUAUUGGCUUCACAUUGAUUAUUAUAAUACUGUUAUACUGAAAACAAGAAUUCUUAUCUGCAUUCAAAUAUUUACAGUUGAAAUGAUAUAAUGUCUGGGAUUUGCUUCAAAAUACAUCUAGAUAUUCAAUUCACUGGACAUAUUCAAACAAGAUUGGCCUUUAAGAUUGUUGAAGCUGAAUGAUGAUUACAUGAUGUUCAU